Molecule: messenger RNA, 3297 nt
Organism: Helianthus annuus (common sunflower)
Lineage: Eukaryota; Viridiplantae; Streptophyta; Magnoliopsida; Asterales; Asteraceae
Exons: 5
Coding region: 937-3090 (717 amino acids)
Biological process (GO): regulation of defense response to fungus
Source: RefSeq, a predicted model, not a curated record
CUUUUGCUUUAUCAAAGCAACUUUCAUUCAAACAAAAAUAAACAUUUUAAAAACCUCACGACGUCGUUUUUACCAUUUAUAUGUUACCACCCCAGAUGCUUUUUUUCGACUUUGAUCAAAUGAAGCAAUGGUACCAGAUAACGGGCCCCGAUGUGAUUCCAAUUCCCUCCAAACUUUCUCUUUUCUUGGAACAAUCAACACUCACUUUUCACCCACUCACUCUCAAUUCCACACAAGAACAACAGCUUUUUUGUUUUAUUUCUUUGUUUUUUCCAUAAUAAUAAACCCCACGAGAAAAAGAUUCAAUCUUGUUUCACUUUUUUAUUUAUUUAUUGUAGUCUUUUGUUGAUUACAAUGGGUUUUCAACCAGUCUUCCAUCUGGGUUUCUUGUAAUUUGUUUAUUUUCACUUGGGUUUUGGUUAAUUUGAAGUGGGUCUGUUGGUAAAAAUUAAAAAAAAAAAUAAAAAAAGAUUCAAUCUUGUUUCACAUUUUGUUGAUUACAAUGGGUUUUCAAGCAAUCUUCCAUCUGGGUUUCUUGUAAUUUGUUUGGUUUCACUUGGGUUUUGGUUAAUUUGAAGUGGGUCUGUUGGUAAAAAAAAAAAGAUUCAGUCUUGUUUCAUAUAUUUUGUUUAUUGCAGUCUUUUGUUGGUUGCAUUGGGUUUUCAACCAGUCUUUCAUCUGGGUUUCUUGAAUUCUUGUAAGUUUAGGUAAAUUUAAAGUGGGUCUGUUUGUAAAAUUAAAAAAAAAAAGAUUUUGGUUGGAAAAAAUGGAGGAAAACCGAAAAAGGUUCAGUCUUUUGUUGAUUACAUUGAGUUUUCAACCAGUUUUCCAUGUGGGUUUCUUGUAAUUUGUUUAAUCUCAGUUGGGUUUUGGUGAAUUCGAAGUGGGUCUUUUUGUAUUAAAAAAAAAAAAGAAAAAAGAUUUUGGUUGGAGAAAAUGGAGGAAGAAGGUUCAGCAGUGAGGUUAGUUCGUUGUCCUAAAUGUGAGAAUCUGCUUCCUGAGCUUCCUGAGUACUCUGUUUACCAGUGUGGAGGUUGUGGUGCUGUUCUUAGAGGAAAACAAUCCACUCCAGCCAGUGAAAAAACACAAUUAGAUAGCGAGAAUGGUACAAGGGUAGAACCGUCCACGAAAAUAAAGGUUAGUUUAGAGUCUAGUUCUCUAGCCGAGAGAGAAACUGACGAAUUCGAGGUUGGUAGCAGGCAGGGUAGAAUCGUCCACGAAAAAGUUCCAAACGUAACCCCUAAUUCCUCUGCAAGAAAAGAGAAACGUGGGAUCGUAACGGAUUCUGAUCAAAGUAGGAGAAGAAGACUCGACUACAAAUACGGCAUGUCAAGUGAGUCUCAAGAACUUAGACAACCGUUUGGGCCUAUUAGAUCGCGGCCCGUUGGAUUUCAUAGGAAUGCUAGUACAGUCGAAAAGGGUAGAUUUGGUAAUUUACCAUAUUCAAACGAAGCCCCUUCGAGUUCUCACUCAAGUAGUUUUAACAGUUUCGGUGACCACAUUACUAACCAUGGUAGCGGUUUACAUGAACUCUCACGGGUUCAAGACUUAGAGAACGAUAGAGCCGAACUUCUUAAGAAACUCGAUGAUUUACGCACCCAACUUAGCAGAUCAUGCAAUGUAGCCGAAAACCCAAACGGAAGGUUAAACGGUCCGUAUCCUUGGACACGUCAGCCUCCACCACCGCCACAUCAGCCGCCACAUCAUCAUUACCUACCUCCAACAUACCAUGACCCGUUUCUCGGUUACAGUCAACACGACACGCUUCUUCACCGCCCCUCGUGUUCUUGUUCACAAUGUUACAACAUGAAUUGGCAGCCGAUUCCUCCAAAGAUCCGUCCUUUUUCGUCUUUUACCGGCCGAGAAACCAGCUACCAGUUACCCGAACCUCUAAGUUACGGUCCAUGUCAGCUGCCACGUCACCAUACAGGUUCUUUUGAUUUCGGAAACGAUGGUUUUGGUGCACGAUAUCCGAGAAGACGGAUUAUUCUAAGUCAUGGCGGCGAACGCGUAUCUCGGCCUGUAUCAGGUGGGGCCCCGUUUAUAAGCUGCUGUAACUGCUUCGAGUUGCUGAAAAUUCCGAAAAAGGUUACACUGGUGGAAAAGAAUAAUCACGCAACGAUAAAAUGCGCAGUUUGUUCCGCUUUAAUAUCGUUGAGACUCGAGGAUAACAAAAUCGUUGCUUCGGCUGUCUCGCCUAUCACACAACAAAAAGUCAACAAAAGAAAGUCAAACAUAAGCUCUCAGAACUCGCUUGAUUACGAUAAAUGCGAUUAUAAUUUUCAGUUGACAGAUACCGAACCGAAUGUAUCAACCAGUGGAGCUGAAAAGAGCGAAGAUCAAAGCCCUGAUAGCGUAAUCCAUAACCCAUCGUCUCCCGUUCCAGUUUUAGAAAGUCGAAACGAUGAGUUGACCAAAAGUCAAAGAGCCCAUCAGGAAAAAGUGAGUGUUGAUCACAAGAAGUCUUUAAAAGAUGCAUUGGUUGCAACUGAGAUAGACGUGCCUUUAACCGAGUAUUUAAAUUGUGAUGUUGUUAGUAAAGACGACGAUCAGUUAAAGAAUAGGAGAGUGGGGAACGAAUCGUUUUUUGGCGGUCUGAUAAAAAAGAGACUUAAAGAUUUUUCGAGAUCGAGUAGCGGUGUAGAAAAGGGACGAUCGGAUGUUUCCGUUAAUGGUAAAGUUCUAACCGAUCGUGCGGUUAAAAAGGCUGAGAAGUUAGCAGGGCCUAUUCAUCCUGGAGACUACUGGUAUGAUUCGUUAGCUGGUUUCUGGGGUGUGAUGAACCAGCCGUGCCUUGGCAUUAUCCCGCCAUUUAUAGAGGAAUUUGACCAUCCAAUGCCGAAAUCAUGUGCUGCUGGAAACACUCGAGUUUUUGUUAACGGUAGAGAACUUAACCAAAAAGAUUUAGAUCUUCUCGCUGGCAGAGGUCUACCAACAACAAAAGAUAGAUCUUAUAUCAUUGACAUUUCCGGAAAAGUUGUGGAUGAAGACACGGGGGAAGAACUAGAUGCUCUCGGCAAGCUCGCUCCAACGGUUGAAAGAGUAAAGCAUGGAUUUGGCAUGAAAGUCCCAAAAGUUGUUGCUAAAUGAAUCAAGUUCUUGGUGUUGAUGCGGUUUUCGGUUUCUUCGCAAGUAUAUGGAGGUACAAGUGAACAAAUGUUAGUAUGUAUGGUUACUAUUUUUAUGAUAUAAACUUAUGAUAUAUAUUUUACAUAAAUGUUUAUGUCUUGGGCAUGUUGUCAUGUCUUUGUUUCUUUUAGAUCCAUAAAUUGAAAAGAGUAAAUUAUGUUUUUGGCC